Molecule: messenger RNA, 653 nt
Organism: Tarenaya hassleriana
Lineage: Eukaryota; Viridiplantae; Streptophyta; Magnoliopsida; Brassicales; Cleomaceae
Product: 60S ribosomal protein L35-2-like
Exons: 4
Coding region: 84-455 (123 amino acids)
Biological process (GO): maturation of LSU-rRNA from tricistronic rRNA transcript (SSU-rRNA, 5.8S rRNA, LSU-rRNA); translation
Cellular component (GO): cytosolic large ribosomal subunit; ribosome
Molecular function (GO): mRNA binding; structural constituent of ribosome
Source: RefSeq, a predicted model, not a curated record
CUAGACCCCGCCUUCAACCUGGUUCUAGGGUUUCUAUCGCGCAAAGAAAGGAGGCACCUGAUCGAGAACUCGAAAGAACCGCCAUGGCUAGAAUCAAGGUUCACGAGCUGAGGGAGAAAUCGAAAGCUGAUCUCUCGAGUCAGCUGAAGGAUCUGAAGGCGGAGCUUGCCCUCCUCCGCGUGGCUAAGGUCACUGGCGGUGCUCCCAACAAGCUCUCCAAGAUCAAGGUGGUGAGGAAAUCCAUAGCGCAGGUCUUGACAGUGAUCUCGCAGAAGCAAAAGUCUGCUCUGAGAGAAGCGUACAAAAACAAAAGGUUUUUGCCACUCGAUCUCCGACCCAAGAAGACAAGAGCUAUCAGGAGGAGGCUCACCAAGCACCAGGCAUCAUUGAAGACAGAACGAGAGAAGAAGAAAGAAAUGUACUUUCCCUUGAGAAAGUAUGCCAUCAAGGUGUAAGGCUUUCUUUUCUUUCCCUUUUGUUUUCCCGGAAAUUUGCCAACUAAAAUCAAGCUCUCGUUUUUUUGGGGGAAGAAGAAAGAGCUUCAAACUCAAGAAACUUCUAUCAUAUAUAUUUGAAUCAGAGAUUUGAUUAAAGGGUGUUUUCUUCAAAUUCUUUUUUAUAAUUCUUCAAGUUGGUAUCGGCGUUUCCCUUUC